AUGUGCAAUCGGGUGAGCCGAGAACUACUUGAGUCAUGGUUCACGGGCCCCCAAUCCAUAAAAAAGUGCAACGUUUUGCCGAAUCCAUAUUUGGUGCUGAGAUUCGAGUUGACCAAAGCAAGUCGCCACUUGGGCAACGGACAGGCCACCGCGUCAGCCUACGCAAACACCGGAGGGCCGGAUGGCCAAGAAAUCAUCAGGCCCGAGUACGCCGCGCGUGAUGAAAGUUCAACAGGUCAGAGCCCGCCUGCCGUCCAGCAAGCUAUCCACGCGCAAGAAGGCAAUUAA
Dibothriocephalus latus is the source of this 288-nucleotide messenger RNA. Lineage: Eukaryota; Metazoa; Platyhelminthes; Cestoda; Diphyllobothriidea; Diphyllobothriidae. The record is from the annotation of a GenBank genome assembly.